This is a messenger RNA of Paraglomus brasilianum, 199 nucleotides long. NCBI's taxonomy places the organism in Eukaryota, Fungi, Glomeromycota, Glomeromycetes, Paraglomerales, Paraglomeraceae. The record is from the annotation of a GenBank genome assembly.
UGAGAUUAGCGAUGAAAUAAAUACUGAAUUUGUUGAACAAGUAAAAAUUGCUGAAGAAUUUAAUCAGAAUUUACCUGAGGAGAUAAGAUAUCCAAACUGCUUGCUGAAGGGAACUGUUCUUCAUAGUGAAUCGCUUUCUAAUGUUACUCAAGAGUUGUCUACUAUGAGUUUGAAGAGUUUGAAUGUGGAAGAUGAAUGA